Molecule: messenger RNA, 1672 nt
Organism: Catharus ustulatus (Swainson's thrush)
Lineage: Eukaryota; Metazoa; Chordata; Aves; Passeriformes; Turdidae
Product: heme-binding protein 2-like
Exons: 5
Coding region: 1-819 (272 amino acids)
Source: RefSeq, a predicted model, not a curated record
AUGGAGACGGGCGGGUGCCGCAUGGGGGGCGCGGGGCCCGCCGGCCCGGCCGCGAUCACGCUGGAGGAGCUGGACGCGCUGCCCGAGGAGAGCCCCGACUCGGCGUACCACAGCCACGGCAGCAGCCUGGAGGAGGAGGCGGCCGAGCGCAUGGACGACGAGGAGCAGGAGCGGCUGCUGAGCUACUGGCAGAGCGUGGGGAGGGGGCACCAGGUGGAUGUGCCCCGAGACAUGGCAGAGCCCAUCCAGCAGCUGACCAGGAACAACAACCCCCAGGAGAGGCAGAGCAUCCCCUUCACGCUGAUCCAGCGCAAGGAGAAGCUGGGAGAUCUGCUCUAUGAGAAAAGGCAGUAUGGCAAAGCCAAGUGGGCUUGUAUCAAGAUGAAAGAGAAGCAGUAUGAGCAGAGCAUCUGCCUUGGGUUCAUGAAGCUCAUGAGGUACAUCUGUGAGCAGAACUCCUCAGGGCUGUACCUGGGGAUCACCGUGCCCAUCGUCACCAUCGUGCACACCAACGAGGCGCACUCGGCCAUGGCACAGGGGGUGACAGUGGCCUAUUACCUGCCCGAGGUGCUGCAGGACGAGCCCCCACACCCCUUCGACUCGGACAUCAUCAUCGAGGAGUGGCCUGCCACCAUUGUCUACAGCAGGAGCUUCCGAGGGAUCACCAAUGAAGACUCCAUCAUGAGGGAGAUCAACCUGCUGGCAGCCAUCCUGGAGAGCCCCGAGCUGUGCCUGCGGGACACCUUCAUCAUCGCGGGCUACACCAACCCCGCGGCGGCCAACCGGCACAACGAGAUCUGGUUCCUGCAGCGGCCCUGAGCUGUCCCGAGCUGUCCCGAGCUGUCCUGAGCUGUCCCGAGCUGCCCUGAGCCCCUCCCUGCCGCAGGUGAGCCCGGGCAGCCCGGGGGUCCCAGCUGGGCCAGGAGCAGCCACCCAGCUCAGCCCCCACUCACACAUCCCUACGGCAUCUCUGAUGGCUUAACACUCAUUUCAAGGAGGGGUUAGCACUUUCGAUGUUAGUCACCUUAUCUAUUUUCUGGCCAGGUAAGGGAGGCAGAGAUCUCUUCCCUCAUGCAUUUAUUGGCAUCCCUGUCGUGCCUGGGGCUCAGGAUGGUCCCUGGGGACAGCCUGGAGCCCUGGCCUGCCCUGGUGCUGCACAGACCCCGCUGGGGCUUGCAGUGACACCAAACCCACCUCACCCAGGCACACAAAGAAUGUCCAGGUCUCAGUUCCUGAGAUUUAGCCCACUGGGAUUAGAGCAUGGAGUAAGAACAGGCCAAUGCUGAGAGCUGUGGCACAGCCAGCCCCAGUGUUUACCUCACUGAGCUCCCAACCAAAGCACCCCGAGUCUGGAGAGACCAAAAAGGCACCACAGUCCCGGUGCUGCCAGCAGAAUUACUCAUCACACUGCCCCAGGAAUCCCACGGCUGGCUCUGGCAUUCCUAAGGAGACACUGGUUAAUUGAACUGCAGUGUUGUGGACAGUUUAUUCCCCCAGCUUUGCUGGGUGCUAGAGCCCUGCAGCUGCAGUAAAUUGCUCAGCACUCCUGGCACUGCCAGCACUCCCACGCUGUCAAUGGCAUCAGUGACACCAACAGCCACAGAGCAGCUCAGCUGGGACUGACCUUGGGCAGACUCUGCUGAGAGCAGGGCCAGGCACUGCUGCUGCUCCA